Molecule: messenger RNA, 591 nt
Organism: Effrenium voratum
Lineage: Eukaryota; Dinophyceae; Suessiales; Symbiodiniaceae
Source: the annotation of a GenBank genome assembly
AUGUGCUGCCACCUGGGUUGGAAACAGGUUGGUGCAUGGAUCGAGGAGCUCCCGAGCUGGUCGGGAAAGGUUGAGAGCGGCCAAGACUGGGAGACCGUGUUGCUGGUCGCUCUGUGCCUUCGAUGCUAUGAGGCCAAGUACAGCGAGCCCCACGAGCUGCUGGGACUGCCAAAAGGGGCUCUACGGCCCGCCGCGGUGUAUGUGGAGAAGGUGCCGCAGGAGAAUUCUACCAAACCAACAGUCAUGCUGGCCUGGUGGAAGGAGCAGCGGAUCAGAACAUACCCCUACAUAGCGGUGCUGUCGCCCACUUUUUCUAAAACGGAAAUCGUGGACGCCAUGUGGAUAUAUCAAGAGAGCGCAACGGCCAGUUGCCUGGUGAGGGGCAUGCAAGCCAAACUAGGCAGCGCCUACCCGAAGCAGGAUAUGCCACUGGGCAUGCUGGGCUUGCUGUUCCGUGGCCAGGCACCGGACACCACCCGUAACUUGGAAAGGCAGCGGUGGAAGUAUCUAACUGCGAGCGAGAUUCAGAGUUUUCUGGGCAAAUCUUUGACGGCUGCUUGUCCCGCUCACUGGCCCAACGUGACACGAUGA